CUCAUGCUGGCCGUUUACCCUCGUUACUCUCCAUCAUUUAUGACCGUUUUUCUUGCCUUCUCCGUUAUCUGUUGGAAUUCCAAGCAACAUCGAUGACCAUUCGUAAAAUUAAAGGCAACAUGCAAAAUCCAUAAUACACGAGCAAAUGAAUAUUUGUGUGCAUACAGAUCACCCUUUCAACAGAAACAUUUUGCUCUCAGACAGCCUUCUGUCAAGGAUCUUGGAGAAGACAGAGAAGCUCUUCUUUUUUGCCUGUUUGGAGGUAAAUGUGACUGAAUGGCUGGAGCACAGCCUGGGGUUCACGCGCUGCAGCUCAAGCCGGUGUCUGUUCCGGAGAGUCUGAAGAAAGGCAGUAGGUUUAUGAAAUGGGAUGAGGAUUCCUCUACAGUGACACCAGUGACCUUACGUGUGGAUCCUCAGGGCUACUUUCUGUACUGGACUGAUCAGAAUAAGGAAACGGAUCUGUUAGACAUCACCCACAUCAAGGAUGCUAGAACUGGGAAAUGUACCAAAACACCAAAGGAAGCCAAGCUGCGAGAGUUACUAGAUGUUGGGAACCUGGUAGGGCGGAUAGAAAACAAGAUGCUGACAGUGGUCACGGGGCCCGACAUGGUCAACAUCACAUAUCUAAACUUCAUGGCCUUCCAGGAGGAAGUGGCAAAGGAGUGGGCAGAGGAGUUGUUUAGUCUGGCAUCCAACCUGCUGGCUCAGAACAUGAACAGAGAGCCCAGCCUGGAAAAAGCUUACACGAGACUCAAACUACAGCCAAACCAGGAGGGGCGUAUUCCCGUCAAAAACAUUUUUCGCAUGUUCACGGCAGACCGGAAGCGUGUGGACACAGCGCUGGAGAGCUGUAAUCUUCCUUCCGGCAGGAAUGAUUCCAUUCCCCUUGAUGACCUAACCCCCGAUGUUUACAAAUUAUUUAUUGCAAACCUCUGUCCUCGACCUGAAAUCAACCAAAUCUUCGCAGAUCUUGGAGCCAAAGGGAGGAACUAUCUGACCAUGGAGCAGAUGACUGAGUUCAUCAACAGCAAACAGCGUGACCCACGACUCAAUGAGAUCCUAUACCCACCCCUGAAGACUGAGCAGACACAGCUCCUCAUGGAGAAGUUCGAGCCCAACCAAGAUAUAAUUUGCAGAGGACAGAUCUCGGUGGAGGGCUUUUCCAGGUAUCUGAGUAGUGAUGAGAAUGGCGUGAUCCCACCUGAGAAACUCGACCAAAGUGAAGACAUGACCUUUCCUCUUUCCCACUACUUCAUCAACUCUUCCCACAACACCUAUCUCACAGCGGGGCAGCUGGCAGGGAACUCCUCGGUGGAGAUGUACAGGCAGGUGCUGCUCUCUGGCUGCCGCUGCGUGGAGCUGGACUGCUGGAAGGGCCGCACAGCCGAGGAGGAGCCUGUCAUCACCCACGGCUUCACCAUGACCUCCGAGAUCUCGUUUAAGGAAGUAAUUGAGGCCAUUGCUGAAUGUGCCUUUAAAACCUCCCCUUUUCCUGUCAUCUUGUCCUUCGAGAAUCACGUGGACUCUCCAAAGCAACAAGCCAAGAUGGCGGAGUACUGCCGAUCAAUCUUUGGGGAUGCUCUUUUGAUUGAGCCACUUGAGAAAUACCCUCUUGAGUCAGGGUUUCCCCUGCCUAGCCCACAUGAGCUCAUGGGAAAGAUCCUCGUCAAGAACAAAAAGUCCCACCCAAAGCCAUCUGAUGGGAGCACAAAGAAGAAGUUGUCAGAGCAAGCUUCGAACACCAACAGUGACUCCUCCAGUGUAUUUGAGCCCUCCUCUCCCAGUGCUGGCCCAGCAGCUUCAGCAGAGGUGGAGGCAGAAGAUGAUGAAGAUGAGGAUGAAGAUGAUGAUGACUGCAAAAAGUCCAUGGAUGAGGGGACUGCAGGCUCCGAGGCCUUCGCCACUGAGGAGAUGUCUACUCUGGUCAAUUACAUCCAACCCACAAAAUUCCACUCCUUUGAGACUGCAAAAAAAGUCAACCGCAGCUAUCAGAUGUCGUCGUUUGUGGAGACCAAAGCACUGGAGCAACUCACAAAGACUCCUGUGGAGUUUGUGGAAUAUAACAAGCUUCAGCUCAGCAGAAUCUACCCUAAGGGAACUCGAGUGGACUCCUCCAACUACAUGCCUCAAGUGUUCUGGAAUGCAGGCUGCCAGUUGGUGGCGCUAAACUUUCAGACAAUUGAUCUGGCCAUGCAGCUGAACCUGGGCAUGUAUGAGUAUAAUGGGAAGAGUGGCUACAGACUCAAGCCAGAGUUCAUGAGACGGCCCGACAAGCAUUUUGACCCUUUCACAGAGAGCACCGUGGAUGGUAUUGUAGCCAAUACCUUGUCAAUAAAGAUCAUAUCUGGACAGUUCCUUACUGAUAAGAAAGUAGGAGUGUAUGUUGAGAUCGAUAUGUUUGGCCUCCCAGUUGACACAAGAAGGAAAGCGUUUAAAACAAAGACAUCCCAGAACAAUGCCAUCAACCCUGUGUGGGAAGAGGAGGCAAUCGUGUUUAAAAAGGUGGUGCUGCCUACUCUUGCCUCGCUAAGAAUAGCUGUGUUUGAGGAAGGCGGAAAGUUCAUUGGGCAUCGGUUAAUUCCAGUGUCAGCCAUUCGACCAGGUUACCGGUAUAUUGGAUUGAGAAAUGAGAAAAACCAGUCUCUCAUGCUUCCUGCUCUGUUUGUGUAUAUAGAAGUCAAAGAUUAUGUGCCAGACACCUUUGCAGAUGUCAUAGAGGCCCUUUCGAACCCCAUUAGAUACGUCAACCUAAUGGAGCAGAGGUCCAAGCAGCUAGCAGCUCUUACAUUAGAAGAGGGGGAGGAGGAGAAAGAGGCCAAAGAGACUGAGCCUGGGCUUGAACAGGCAUCAGAGGUGAAGAAUGAGCCUAAACCAGCCCCUGUGGAGAAUGGUCUGAGUCAUGGCCCAAGUGCUACCCCUCGACCGGCCUCUCAACACUCCCCUUUGCCCCAGCCCACAGGAUCAGCUAAACCUGCAGGAAAGACAGAAGAUCUUAUACAUAGUGUCCUUACUGAGAUGGAGGCCCACACAUUAGAGGAGCUGAAACAGCAGAAGGUGUUUGUCAGAGAACAGAGGCGACACUAUAAAGAAAUGAAGGACCUGGUGAAAAAGCACCACAAGAAAACCAUGGAACUGAUCAAGGAGCACACAGCCAAGUACAAUGAGUUCCAGCAUGACUAUCUCCGCAGGAGGUCUGUGCUGCAGAAGUCUGCAAAGAAAGAUGGUAAGAAAAGGUGCCUGUCCUCUAGCCCAGAGCACAGAGCAUCCUUCUUUGAGCAGGAGUUGGCAAACCUGGACCAGGAGUGCAGACAGAAGUUGGCUGAGCUCAAAGACCAGCAGCAGCAACAGCUGCUCAACUUGAGGCAGGAGCAGUACUACAGUGAGAAGUACCUAAAGAAAGAGCACAUCAAACAGCUGAUAGAGAAACUCACCCUCCUGGCUGAGGAGAGUCAAAGUAGCCAAAUAAAGAAACUGAAAGACUUAUGUGAAAAAGAGAAGAAGGAACUAAAAAAGAAAAUGGACAAGAAAAGACAAGAGAAGCUCAGUGAAGCGAAAUCAAAAGAGAAACACUUAACAGAAGAGGAAAAGCUCGAAAUAAACAGAUCGUAUGUUAAUGAAGUCGUGCAGCAUAUCAAAAGGCUAGAAGAUGCUCAGACGAAAAGACAUGAAAAACUUUUGGAGACACAUAAGAACAUUCUCCAGCAGAUUACGGACGAGAAACCCAAGCUUCAAAACGAACUAGACCAGGAGUAUCAGGACAAGUUUCGCCGACUCCCAGUAGAGAUUCAGGAGUUUGUGCAGGAGACCACUAAGAGAAGGACUGAUGGGAGUGAGGAGUCUCUGCCCUCCUCCACCACCCUGGAGAAACUCAGUCAUAAGGGGGCACAGUCUGAGGAUGAUAUGGAAGAGGAGAGGAAGGACUAGCAGGCAGAUGGGGCAAAGGGCUCCUUUGGGCUUCAGGCACUCCUCUUGUUUCAUUUUAGUCAAAUAGCUUUUUGUAACUUGUUUUGGAGAAUUUCAGUGGAUGAUUGUACAGUAAGAGAGAAAUAGCAGUUAAAGGAAAGGAGGCAAUUACAGCAUGAAAACAUAGUGAUGGACAGUGAUGACAGAACUUGUGAUUUAAUGAUGUUCUUUACAAUUUACUCAUUUUCCUGCAGUAUUUCUUUCAAAUGAUUUUAUAGAGUAUUCAUUUUUGUUAGAAUUCAUAUGAGGUGUUCAUAGCUAAUGAUUCUGAUCACAGAUUUAAUGCCAGUGUGUUUAUUGUAUUUUAAAGGGUGCAGGGCAUGAGCACCCAUGUUGUCAAGUUGAAAAGAUGUAAUGUGUGUGCCACACGGUAAAAGCACUGUACACAGUUACAUCAAUGUUCCUAUAAUUUCUCUUACAGGUGUUAAUAGAGGUCUAUGAAAAGAUCACAAUGUAUAUUUGCACUGAAUUUCGGAUUAUUCUCUUUAAUUUGGGAUUAUUCUCUUUGUUUUGGAUUAUUCUCUUUAAUUUGGGAUUGUUCUCUUCAAUUUGCAAGCCCAGGUGGCUUGCUGAUAUAGAUCAAUUAUCUUGCUAAUAUUGCUGCUGAUAUUGUUUGUUUUAAUUGAUUUUGACUGAUACUAAUUACUAGAUACUCCAUUGUUUCAUUGACGUGGUACCAAUACACCAUCCAGUAUGGAACAUAAAUUUUAAGGUUUUCAGGGAUGCAUGAAUUGAUUGCAUUGAACAUGUUUGUGCUACUCUACAUUUGUAAAUGCAACACUGUAGCUUGUUAUGAAAUGUGAUGAUAAUUGUUAUUGAUCUGUAAAGAUGUGCUUAAUGGUGUUAUCUUUUUUAUUCAGACAUACAACAUAUGUAUUUAUUGGUGGAUAAUUAUAACAAUAUCUUACUGCCAAUUUUUUUUUAAAUUUAUUUUAUUAAGGAGCCCUUUCUAAAAUCUUUUGUUUUGUGUUAAACUUCCUUUUUUAAUGUCAGUAUUUUUGGAACUCAAUUAACAGAAUUAUACUUUUCUUUAUUUAACAUAGAUGUAUUAUUGAAGUAGCCUAGUCACUAUCAAAGGAAACAAAGAUGAUUAUCCUAAAGUAGAGGGGACUGAAAUAAUGUUGGAAAUAUAGAUAUGCACUUUGGAUUUCAUGAGGUAUUGCCAUUAUGCAAUCUUUCUACUUGGGCGAGACUCUUAUUUUGGUAUGCUUGAUUGGUUAAUUGGUCUCAUUUCAUUCCUAGUUAAGAAUAUAAAGCAUAGUCAACCAUGUAUUGAAUGAUGCAGAUGCUGUACUGUUUCUUUUCCAAACUAUGGCAUACUUCCAUUAAUAUUCUCUUGGUGUUUAGCUCUUAUGAAGCACAUUAGUUGCUUUGACUUGCUACUGAUAAAAAUAAUUUGUAUAGUCCUGAUUUUUAAGUUAAUAAGUGCAAAUAGAUUAUUAUAUUCAAUUUAGCUCUAACUUUAACUUCAUAUAAGUGUUUACAUUUUUACAUUCAUGCUCUUUAUUUAUUGUAAAAUUUAUUUGGUAUGGAUCAUUAAAACAAAGAGCCAAACAUUUUCCAAUGACACGAAGCCUCAAGACAUAAAAAAGCAUAUGAUUAGAUCCAUUUAAUGUCUUGUUUAACAUACAUAAUAAUAAUCAUAUUUUUCAAAUUUAUAAUUAGGCCCAAAGUAAAAAAUACAAUACAAUGCAUUACCACCAUGGACAAUAGUAUAUUAUUGCUCCAUCUACAGUACAUGGCAAGGGACUCUAAAACUAGUUUAUGAAGUUUACGAAUUUACUUUCACACUUAAUAGUUUACAUGCAAAUGUAAUUCACUGCGAUUCACCCUGUGUUAAAUUGUGUUGUAUAAUUUUUUUAUAAGAUAACUCCGUACUAUUUUCUUUUGACCAAACUCUUUUUUGCAAUGUAAGAUUACUUGAAAUACUUUUAUGACUGAAUUUAUUUUUGAUUGUUUUCAAGUGAAGUACUGUGCCUUUGGAUGUUAGCUGUCUUAGAUGUGGAAUGUAAAAAGUGUUGAUGUAUAGAGCUCUCCUUUUUGUAUGAACUGUGCACGCACUUUUAAGACAUUUAUACUAAAGAUUGACUUUCAAAUUCUUGAAAUGUCAAACUAUUGACUAUGUGUUCUGCUGAGUACCACUAUAUUUCAAAUAUGCCUCUAAUUCCACUAACAGAGCAGGUAGUGUUUAGGAAAAAAAAUAAUUUUAUUUCAUCCAGUUGUAUUAUUAGUGUCACCAUAUCAGCAUCUUUUCAAGAUGAAUAUUGUUGAAUGUAAGUUGUGCUUGUGCUGUGAAAUGGGUUUAAUAAAACAAUUGUGUGAAAUGUGGAAUUUGCACAAUGUAAAUGA
Electrophorus electricus (electric eel) is the source of this 6315-nucleotide messenger RNA. It is a transcript of the gene plcb1, whose product is annotated as phospholipase C beta 1. Gene Ontology annotation, cellular component: nuclear speck; cytoplasm. Gene Ontology annotation, molecular function: calcium ion binding; calmodulin binding; phosphatidylinositol-4,5-bisphosphate phospholipase C activity. The record is from RefSeq and is a predicted model, not a curated record. NCBI's taxonomy places the organism in Eukaryota, Metazoa, Chordata, Actinopteri, Gymnotiformes, Gymnotidae. Gene Ontology annotation, biological process: phosphatidylinositol metabolic process; release of sequestered calcium ion into cytosol; phosphatidylinositol-mediated signaling.